This is a messenger RNA of Arabidopsis lyrata subsp. lyrata, 923 nucleotides long. RefSeq lists its product as uncharacterized. Lineage: Eukaryota; Viridiplantae; Streptophyta; Magnoliopsida; Brassicales; Brassicaceae. The transcript has 9 exons. Bases 206 to 910 code for a protein of 234 amino acids. The record is from RefSeq and is a predicted model, not a curated record.
UACUACGGGUCUUCUUCUCCAAAGCUUUCACGAGAACCAAAUCGAGCUUUUGAUCAUUCAAAAUCAGAAUCGAAGAUCUUCAAUUCCAUCAAAAUCGAGGAGCUUCGUUUCUCUGAUUUCUUCGAUUGAGGUUGAUUCUAACACUAAUUUUGAUUUCGACCAUAAACUGAAGGAAGAUACUGAAGUAAGCUUGAAACAAUGUUACAUGUGUUCUUUUAGAAUGAAAGACGAAGACAGGGAAGCGAGAAUCGAACAGAAGAAGAAAAUAUCCGAGAUUUUCAAAGAUUUUAUGACAGGAAUCACACAGCUUGAGGAACUAGGGAAUGCUGCAAACAACUUUCUUCUUCGGUUUCAGCAAGGACUAAGUUUUCUUCAACGCCCUCCAAUGGUUACUUCGUCUAAGUUGAUGGAGAACAUUAUCAAGAAGAAUGAAACAAGACGGCUUAAAUCAUAUAUGGAAGCGGGAUGUAUUAACAUCCACGAUGCUGCACAAAGUACAAGAGCUUUGCAUACAUCCCUAUCUGGACUUUCUGACCACCUAAUCAAAGCCAAAAGCUUGUUAAUUGAGCUUGAGCGUCUCACCGAUGAAGCAGCCCUUGCCAUUGAGACUGCCACACAGUUUUCCGUACAGCUAGAUAAAUACUCAAGUGAUGAAUUGCAACAAGUAACGUGUGAUGAGGAGAACGAGACUGCACAAUUACCUCAAGGACCUGAAGUUCUAGAGUACGCUGCACUUAUCGCAGUUAUUUACAGUAUGAUGAAGCAGAACUAUGCGAUGCAGGAAAAGAUUGUGAGAUCGCUUAGUUUGAAGUCAUCAUCUGGUGAGCUAGAGAGUUACAGUCUGAUGUGGUCAUUGCGUCCGUUUGUAGAAGAUGAGAUUGUGAACAGUGCAUGGAAAUGGAUUUACUAAAAAUAUUUUCAUC